Messenger RNA from Salvia miltiorrhiza (redroot sage), 1780 nucleotides. RefSeq names its product protein IQ-DOMAIN 19. Lineage: Eukaryota; Viridiplantae; Streptophyta; Magnoliopsida; Lamiales; Lamiaceae. The record is from RefSeq and is a predicted model, not a curated record. The transcript has 4 exons. Gene Ontology annotation, molecular function: protein binding. Bases 353 to 1618 code for a protein of 421 amino acids.
GCCAACUAAACAAUCCCCAUUAUAUAUCUAUAUAUAUCUAUUUAUUUAAUGACCAAAAUGUGGCUAUUUCCUCUCUGUUUCUUCUCCCACCGAUGCCCAUUAUUACACCAAUCACUAUAUUUUACACUUUGAUAAACUGAUAAACAAUAGCAUCACUUGUAAAAGUACAUCAACCAUAAAGGCUAGCAAUUAUUUCUCGAAAGCUACUGAUCAUCAUAUAUGUGUAGAGAGAGAGAGAGAGGUGCAUGAAGAAGGAAGGUAGCAAAUAUAGUUUCUUGAUACCUCAGUAGUUGCUUUCCUCUGUUUUUGUCUGAAUUCAGUUGAGAGAGAUUCAGACAGCGAAAGGAGAGAGAUGGGGAAGACAGGGAGAUGGCUAAGAAACUUCUUGAGUGGCAAGAAAGAGAAGGAGAGAGAGAGAGUGAAGGAGAGAGAAAGCGACCAAAUCCCCGCCACCGACCACCGCCCCACCACCCCCAUCUCCACCCCCAAGGAGAAGCGCCGCUGGAGCUUCCGCCGCUCCUCCGCCGCCGCCCCGCCCAAGCACGAUCCAUCCCCCGCCGACCCCGUGUCCGACAUUCACGUCGAAACCGAUCCCAAGAAGCCCGCAUUGCCCUCGGCCACCGUCGCCGCCGCCGUCAUGCAGCUGCCCGAUGAUGCGGCCGAAGAAGAGGCCGCCGCCGCCGCCAAGAUCCAAGCUGUUUUUCGCGGCUAUUUGGCAAGAAAGGCAUUGAAUGCGUUGAAAGGAUUGGUGAAGCUGCAGGCGUUGGUGAGGGGGCAUUUGGUGAGGAAGCAAGCGACGGCGACGCUGCGGUGUAUGCAGGCGUUGGUGACGGUGCAGGCGAGAGCCAGAGCGCAGCGGCUGAAGAUGGCGGCGGAGGAAACCAAAUUUGUCGAUCAAAGGCACUAUAAUCACAGAAAAUCUACGCAUGGAAAUAUGUUUAGGAAUUCCAAUCAAGAUUUGGGGUUGGAAGAGAACGUGAAGAUCGUCGAGAUGGACCUCGGCGACUACAAGCCCGCGACAAAAGCCCGGAACAGCUACUCGAACCACACGCACAAGGAGCAGAGGAUGUGGAGCCACAACGACCACGAGGAGCAACCAACCUCGGACAUGACAACGAGCCCCCGGACGUUGGAGGAGUACUCGUUGGGGAGCAGCCCGCAGUGCUACUCGGCCAUCAUAUCCAAGGCCGAUCAAGCCCGGCUCCCAUUCUCGUACCCGAGAUCAGAGUAUGCAGAGUCCCUCUACGGCGAGUACCCCUUCUACCCUAACUACAUGGCCAACACGCAGUCGUCUAGGGCUAAAGUCCGGUCCCACAGCGCACCCAAGCAAAGGCCCCCCGAGCCCCCCACGCUCGAGAGGCAGCCCAGCAGGCGGCGCCCCUCCAUAGAGGGGCGCAACGUGCCUAGGGCCGUCAGGAUGCAGAGGUCCUCGUCUCACCUCGCCUCCUCCGGCCCUCAGGCUCAGCCUCAGAGCUAUCACUAUCCUUGGUCAGUGAAGCUUGAUAGAUCAGCAGCUUCACUCAAGGAUAGUGAGUGUGGAUCAUCAAGCACUGUGCUUACUAACACCAACUAUUGUAGAUCCUUGGUUGGAUUUGAGGUGCAAGGAGGUAGGUUUUGAACUGACAGAGAAUCUGAGGAGGAGAAAUCAUCAGAGGUUGAUAUAUAAAAUGUGUUUGAUUUGAUCUUGUUGGUUAAUUUCAAGAUUUUAAGGUGGGAUCAUUUCCAUGAUUCUAGUGUAAACAGUUUGCUUAAUUUGUUAAUAUGUGUUAAUUGUGAAGAA